This is a messenger RNA of Capronia coronata CBS 617.96, 1062 nucleotides long. RefSeq lists its product as uncharacterized. NCBI's taxonomy places the organism in Eukaryota, Fungi, Ascomycota, Eurotiomycetes, Chaetothyriales, Herpotrichiellaceae. The transcript has a single exon. The coding region runs from base 1 to 1062 and encodes 353 amino acids. Gene Ontology annotation, molecular function: dioxygenase activity. The record is from RefSeq and is a predicted model, not a curated record.
AUGGGAUCGAUACAAGAGGGUAACAGUGGUCUUCGGCUACCUGUGAUCGAUAUAUCCGAAUUCUCCGUGGAAGUUGGCAAGCAGUUGUUCGAUGCGGCCACCAGGUAUGGCUUUCUUUACAUCGACACCAAGGGCACCGGCUUCACCGAGGGAAUGGUUGACCAGGAAUUCGAGCUCUCACGCGAAUUCUUCGCCUUGCCAGAGGCACAGAAGGAGCAGUGGCGUAUCAACGAAACGAAUCGGGGUUGGACGGGCAUGCAUGGAGAAAUACUCGACCCAAACUCGCAACGGAAGGGUGACUUCAAAGAGGCGUUCAAUAUCGGGGAGUUCAUGAACGGGAAACCCUCGCAGCCAAUGCCACACACUCUAGAGGCUCACAUUGACGAACUGGCCCAGUUCGAAAGAACUUGCAAAAAGGUCUGCGAUCGCAUCCAAGACCUACUCGGACUGGGCCUCGAAGUUGAAGAACCCAACUUCUUCUCGUCACGACAUACCCAGCCCAGCGGCUGCACCGUUCGUUUCCUCCAUUACCCUUCUGUUCCUGAAGACGUGGACUAUGAGCCAGAAGUGGACAUUCGGGCGGGCGCUCACUCGGACUAUGGGAGCAUUACUCUUCUAUUCCAACGUCCCUCACAACCUGGAUUGGAGAUCUUGACUGUGGGCGGCUCUUGGGCUCCUGUCCCUGUUAUUCCUGAAGGGUAUCCGUCUGCAACAUUCCCACCAAUCCUUGUCAACAUUGCCGACCUCCUGUCCUAUUGGACCAACGGCCUCCUGAAAAGCACCGUUCAUCGUGUCAUCUUCCCGAAGGAUUCCAGGAGAGGUGGCGAGGAUCGUUACUCGAUAGUAUAUUUCUGUCAUCCGGGUGACGAUGUCGAGCUGGUGCCGGUGCCGAGCAAGCUGGUCGCCGCACACGUCCUGGAAGAUGGGACCCAGAUCGGAUAUGGAGGAGGUGCUGCGACCAAGCGUGCAAUCACGGCGAGGGAACAUCUGAAUAACAGGCUGCAAGCAACGUAUGAAUUUCGAAUAGAGAAGAACAACAAGACGGGAGGUGGCAAGGCAUAA